AUGGUGCAAUUACCAUACCCGUUACUUCUACUUGGUGCAGUUAUUUGGUGCUCAAUUGUGAUAUUUAUAUUGUUAUUUAUUGGAUACGUGUCAUACCAACAUUGGAAGUACAGUCAUAUUCCAAGUCCACCAAGAGGGAGUUUUUUGUGGGGAAAUAUGCAGCAAAUUAGUACUGCAAUGCAGAAUGGGAAAUCUUUGCAUUCCGAUAUACUUUUAAAAUGGGCUAGUGACUAUGGUCCAAUAUUCAAGUUUUUCACCUUACAUAAAGCCACAGUAGUAGUUUUAGAACCAGAAGUUCUACAGGAUUUAUUAACUGGUGAGCACCCCAAACCGUCCAAUUACCAGGCACUAUGCUCUCUCUUUGGUCAGCGUUUACUGGGCCAAAGUAUAAUGACAGAGGUUGACAAUGAAAAAAUAGCGAAAAGAAGAUCUAUAUUAACUUCUGCAUUACGAGAUGAUUUACUUUGGGACAAACUUGAUGCAUGCUGUAAUUCAUUUAAUGAGAAAUUGAAAACAUUCGCUGAUGGAGAGACAAUAGUGAAAAUGUUUGACGAAUUUGGCUAUGUUGUGCUUGAUAUUACAAUACAGGUAUUGUGUAGUAUGGAUAACAACAGUGAUAUAAACAGAGAUCUUUAUGAAGAUUUACAACUCAUCUACAAAUCUAUUGACCAUAGUCAUAAUAAUCCCAUGAUUAAGUAUAAUCCUAUGAAGAGAAUAUACAGAGAGGAAGUCAGAGAAGCAAUCAAGCAUGUCAGGGGAAUGUUCAGGCAAUGUGUCAACCAGAGGCAAACAGCACUGGAAAAUAGUGAUAGACAACAAUUACCUCAUGAUGUUCUCACACACUGGUUAAAAACAAGUGCUGUUCAUGACACUGAAGAACUAGUGGAUGAUUUAGUUGCCUUAUUAGUUGCAGGUGUUGAUACUACUGCCAGUAUGCUGUCUUUCUGUUUGUUCCAACUUUGUAUGAAUCCAUUAGUGUAUAAGAAAGUAUAUGCUGAAGUGAAGGCUGUCAAAGAAGAAGCAAAGCUUAUCAAGUUGCCUUAUUUGGAGAAUGUACUUAAAGAAACCCUGCGAUUAUAUCCUGUUGGGAUGGGAACCAUGAGAGAGCUUAAAACUUCCAGAAUAUACAACAAUAUGAAGAUACCGGCUGCUUCCACCGUACUGGUUAGUAUGGUUGUAAUGGGAAGAGUAGAAUGGUAUUAUGACAAGCCAUUAGUAUUCAAUCCUGAUAGGUUUCAAUCAUCACAAAAUAUAACUAGAUUUGCAUAUUGUCCAUUCAGUGAAGGACCACGUUGUUGUAUUGGGCAGCAAUUAGCAAUGAUGGAAGCUAAGACUAUAUUGGCUAGGCUAGUACAAGUUUUUAAAUUCAAGUUGGUCAAGGGUCAAUCACAAGAUGUAUUAGAACAAACAACAUUAAAGCCAAAGGGAAAAUGUCAGGUGUAUAUUAUGCAAAUUUAA
This is a messenger RNA of Saccoglossus kowalevskii, 1458 nucleotides long. Its product is annotated as cholesterol 24-hydroxylase-like. Gene Ontology annotation, molecular function: iron ion binding; cholesterol 24-hydroxylase activity; heme binding. The record is from RefSeq and is a predicted model, not a curated record. Gene Ontology annotation, biological process: cholesterol catabolic process. Lineage: Eukaryota; Metazoa; Hemichordata; Enteropneusta; Harrimaniidae.